AUGGCAGGGUCCCCCCGCCGCGCCGUGGAUCGGCGCCUGCAGCUACCUCUGCUGUGCCUCCUUUUCCAGGGCGCCACUGCCAUCCUCUUCGCGGUCUUUGUCCGCUACAACCACGAAACUGACACUGCCCUCUGGCACUGGGGCAACCACAGUAACGGCGACAAUGAAUUUUACUUUCGCUACCCAAGCUUCCAGGAUGUGCAUGUCAUGGUCUUUGUGGGCUUUGGCUUCCUCAUGGCCUUCCUGCAGCGCUAUGGCUUCAGCAGCGUGGGCUUCACCUUCCUCCUGGCCGCCUUCACCCUGCAGUGGUCCACACUCGUCCAGGGCUUCCUCCACUCCUUCCACGGUGGCUACAUCCACGUUGGUGUGAAGAGCAUGAUCAACGCUGACUUCUGCGCUGGGGCUGUGCUCAUCUCCUUUGGCGCCAUACUGGGCAAGACCGGGCCUGCCCAGCUGCUGCUCAUGGCCCUGUUGGAAGUCAUACUGUUUGGCAUCAACGAGUUUGUCCUUCUCAGUCUUCUGGGGGUGAGGGACGCAGGAGGCUCCAUGACUAUCCACACCUUUGGUGCCUACUUUGGCCUGGUUCUCUCACGAGUACUCUACAGGCCCCGACUGGAGAAGAGCAAGCAGCACCAGGGCUCUGUCUACCACUCCGACCUCUUUGCCAUGAUUGGGACCAUCUUCUUGUGGCUGUUCUGGCCUAGCUUCAACUCUGCGCCCACAACAUUGGGAGAUGGGCAACAUCGGACAGCCCUCAACACCUACUAUUCCCUGACUGCAAGCACCCUCAGCACCUUUGCCCUGUCAGCCCUCGUCGGAGGAGAUGGGCGCCUGGAUAUGGUUCACAUCCAGAAUGCAGCGCUGGCUGGAGGGGUUGUGGUGGGGACGUCAGGUGAAAUGAUGCUGACACCCUUUGGGGCUCUGGCAGCUGGCUUCCUGGCUGGGACUGUCUCCACGCUGGGGUACAAGUUUUUCACGCCCAUCCUUGAGUCAAAAUUCAAAAUCCAAGACACGUGUGGUGUCCACAACCUUCAUGGGAUGCCAGGGAUCCUGGGGGCCCUUCUGGGGGUCCUUGUGGCUGGACUGGCCACCCAUGAAGCUUAUGGAGAUGGCCUGGAGAGUGUGUUCCCGCUCAUUGCAGAGGGCCAGCGCAGUGCCAGGUCUCAGGCUGUGCACCAGCUCUUUGGGCUGUUUGUCACACUGACUUUUGCCUCUGUGGGUGCGGGGCUUGGAGGGCUCCUGCUGAAGAUGCCCAUCCUGGACUCCCCCCGAGACUCCCAGUGUUUCGAGGACCAGAUCUACUGGGAGGUGCCAAGGGAGCAUGAGGAUGAAGCCCAGGGACCUCUGAGGACCGAGGAACCAGACACUCGGGCCUAA
Molecule: messenger RNA, 1377 nt
Organism: Orycteropus afer afer
Lineage: Eukaryota; Metazoa; Chordata; Mammalia; Tubulidentata; Orycteropodidae
Gene: RHBG
Product: Rh family B glycoprotein
Exons: 10
Coding region: 1-1377 (458 amino acids)
Biological process (GO): ammonium homeostasis; ammonium transmembrane transport
Cellular component (GO): plasma membrane
Molecular function (GO): ammonium channel activity
Source: RefSeq, a predicted model, not a curated record